GCUUGCCAAUAGACCGUUGACAGUUCGUGAUUUCGGCAAGAAAAGAAAAGGAAAAAGUUUAAAAUCAGUUUUCUUUCUGUCACUUUUCUGCUGCAUGGAAACUUUUUUCACUCGUCCAUCGUGGCCGUCGUCGUCUGCAGAUAUUCGAAACUACGCAAUGGGAUUUAGCAUUGUUUGACUCCUGGCCGGGUUCUGUGGGCUCUCGUCCAUCGUGCCCGUCGUCGUCUGCAGAGAUUCGAAACGAAAGUGAGAGAGCAUCGCAGAGGAAAGGAGGCACCCUUCGCUGGCUCGAUCGCCGCUGUGUUCACGCGGAGGAACUAGAUCAGCACGCGAAAGCCAACAGCGCAGUCGAGGAGGAAGCGAGCAGUCCAGGUCCAGGAUGGCGGCGGCCGUGGCGUCGCUGUACAGGCGGGUCCUCCCGUCGCCGCCGGCGGUGGACUUCGCUUCGCCGGAGGGCAAGCGCCUAUUCGCGGAGGCCCUGGCGGCGGGCACCAUGGAGGGUUUCUUCCCCCUGGUCUCCGUCUUCCAGACGCAGUCGGAGCCGGCCUUCUGCGGCCUGGCCUCCCUUGCCGUCGUGCUCAACGCGCUCGCCAUCGACCCGGGCCGCCGCUGGAAGGGGCCCUGGCGGUGGUUCGACGAGUCCAUGCUCGACUGCUGCGAGCCCCUCGAUAAGGUCAAGGCCGAGGGCAUCACCUUCGGCAAGGUCGCCUGUCUCGCGCACUGCUCCGGAGCCGACGUCCAAUCCUUCCGCACCAACCGGGUUACCAUCCACGACCUACGGCGGCAUCUCAUCCGAUGCGUCUCCUCGCAGGACUGCCAUCUGAUCGCCUCCUACCACAGGCGGCCUUUCGGACAGACUGGAACUGGUCAUUUCUCCCCAAUUGGUGGCUACCAUGCCGGACAGGAUAUGGUGCUCAUCUUGGAUGUCGCCCGUUUCAAAUAUCCUCCGCAUUGGGUUCCAUUGCAACUUCUUUGGGAAGCCAUGAAUACAACUGAUGACUCAACUGGACUUCUCAGAGGGUUCAUGCUUAUAUCAAGAAAGGUUGCAGCCCCUUCAUUGUUGUACACAGUGAGUUGCAGAGAUGAAAACUGGAAACGCAUGUCAAAAUAUUGUGUUGAAGAUUUACCGAGUCUUCUGAAGGCAGGGAACCUAGACGAUGUUCCAGCGCUUCUGUCCCGUUUAAUUGAGUCUCUUCCAGCUGACGCUGAAUCUUUGAUCAAAUGGGUUGUCGAAGUCAGGAGAAAAGAGGAGGGUGGACCAAGCUUAAACAAAGAGGAGAAAGAAAGGCUUUUCUUGAAGGAAAAUGUACUAAAGCAAGUUCGUGAUACCAGGCUAUUUACCAUAGUCCAUGAUUUGCAGUAUGCUAAUAAACCAUGUUAUAAUUGCUCAUCGUCGAGCGAAGAUGAUUCCCUUACUAGGAUUGCAGCCGUUGUGUGCUGUCAGGGAGCUGCAAUGCUAUCAGGCUCCGUGGUAUGUGAAGGCAGUGAACAAGGUGUUGAUAUGCUUUUACCAAUGUCUUCACCUGGUGCCAGUUCAUGCAAUUCAAACUUGAAGAGCAAUGCCGUCAAAUAUCCAUCAAGCGUGGAUGUUCUAACUGUUCUUCUGCUGGCUUUACAUCCCAACACGUGGUUGGGCAUCAAAGACGAGAAGCUCAAAGCUGAAUUUCAGACUCUUAUUUCAACAGACAGUCUACCUGAUGAUCUGAAACGAGAGAUAUUGCACCUAAGGCGGCAACUCUACUAUCUAAAGGCCUGUAAAGAAGAGGAAUGCGAAGAUGCCGAGCAACCAUCGCCUAAGCAGCAGUGCUGAAGUGGCAGUGUGCCCAUGUCGUUAAUUUUACUUGUAAGAAAUUGAUGUGAAGGGAAAAGUUACCAGAGGGUAUAGACUAUGAAAUGGUCAGAAUUAUGAUGAUAGUAGUGUAGUGAUGAUUAUCUUGUUGUUCAGUUCUGGUGUUGUUUCCUUCUACGAGAGGCUAUUACACCCUCCUUGCUCAAGGAGGUGCUGAUGUUCUUUUUCUAGAUGAUGAUUAAACCAUCCAUCCUUGCUUUGUGCUAAACCUUGUCAUAUUCUCUUUGCAUUGAAUAAAUCCCUCGUAUCGUAUCCUAUCA
Molecule: messenger RNA, 2109 nt
Organism: Zea mays
Lineage: Eukaryota; Viridiplantae; Streptophyta; Magnoliopsida; Poales; Poaceae
Product: Glutathione gamma-glutamylcysteinyltransferase 2
Exons: 7
Coding region: 380-1810 (476 amino acids)
Biological process (GO): cellular detoxification of cadmium ion; phytochelatin biosynthetic process; response to metal ion
Molecular function (GO): metal ion binding; glutathione gamma-glutamylcysteinyltransferase activity
Source: RefSeq, a predicted model, not a curated record